This is a messenger RNA of Echinostoma caproni, 249 nucleotides long. NCBI's taxonomy places the organism in Eukaryota, Metazoa, Platyhelminthes, Trematoda, Plagiorchiida, Echinostomatidae. The record is from the annotation of a GenBank genome assembly.
AUGCAGUACAAUGAUUCCGAAUUCAUCGAUAUUCCUCAUAUCCUGCACCUGUUGCAUGGUACCUGGACCAAGCUUCAUUCCGUUGCUGGAGGCACACCCUCAGUUCUCCGUCAAACCACGGCGGGCCCAGAGCGUGUGUUCAGUGGCGGUGAGGCGGAGGGAAUUCCAGUACGAGUUGCUGGUUUCUAUGACGAACCAACUCCUAGGAUGCAUCCACAUCCUCAGGGUUCCGGGAAUACCAAUUUGUGA